Anolis carolinensis (green anole) is the source of this 4151-nucleotide messenger RNA. Its product is annotated as vitelline membrane outer layer protein 1. Bases 92 to 652 code for a protein of 186 amino acids. NCBI's taxonomy places the organism in Eukaryota, Metazoa, Chordata, Lepidosauria, Squamata, Anolidae. The record is from RefSeq and is a predicted model, not a curated record. The transcript is spliced from 3 exons.
UGACUCAGCUUAAAUUGCCAAGUUAUGGACCUUCAAAGCAGUUGUUUUUCUGCUGAAUUGCUCUACCUAGAUUCAAAGCAGUUGGCUUGCUAUGGACCUCUCCAUCUACUCUGUCUUCAACUUGAUCCUCUCCUGCUGCCUUUGGGAUGCAGAAGCUCGAAAUUAUAACUCUAUAAUCACAGUGUCAAACGGAGGAUUAUGGGGUGUCUGGGGGGACAUUGAUUUUUGUCCUCAAGGUUAUGUGCAUGGUUUUUCACUAAAGGUAGAACCACAUCUUGUUAACCAGGAUGACACAGCCCUGAAUGGAAUCCGCCUGUACUGCACCGACGGCUCUGUAAUUGAAUCUAUAGUUGCACCGUGGGGAACAUGGACGUCCAUUCAGUAUUGUCCAAAAGGCAAUCUGAUUUCUUAUUCUCUGAGAGUGGAAGAGCAUCAAAGGAGUGGUGAUGAUACAGCUGCCAACAAUUUCCAGGUUACCUGUGAAGACGGAACUAGACUUAUGGGCCAAGGAAAUCACUGGGGUAGCUUUGGCCCUUGGAGUCGCCGUUGCUCUUCUGGGUCUGUGUGUGGGAUCCAGACAAAAGUGGAGGGUUAUCAAGGGAGGGGUGAUGACACAGCCCUUAAUGAUCUGCGAUUGUUCUGCUGUAGAUGAACAAGUGUUUCCACUCCUAUGAGUGGCAGUGUCUACAAGAGUUUGUUAACCAUGUAUGUUAAUCACAUUUUCGUAAUGAUCUGAGAUUUGUGUGCCUAUAGCCAUGUGGACCUCAUUCACGGUAUUCUGCAGGGUAAGAUAGAGAAAAAAACUCUAAAAAGACCAAUGGGGCAGAAUUAUGUGGGGGUUCAUUAACAAACAUGGAGAUAAAGCUUGAAUAUCCCAUAUACAAAAUGCUUGGAUUUUGAAUACAGUAGAGUCUCAUUUAUCCAACAUAAACGGGCCGGCAGAACGUUGGAUAAGAGAAUAUGUUGGAUAAUAAGGAGAGAUUAAGAAAAAGACUAUUAAACAUCAAAAUAGGUUAUGAUUUUACAAAUUAAGCUCCAAAACAUCAUGUUAUACAACAAAUCUGACAGAAAAAGUAGUUCAUUACACAUUAGUGCUAUGUUGUAAUUACUGUAUUUACGAAUUUAGCACCAAAAUAUCACAAUGCAUUGAAAACAUUGACUACAAAAAUGCAUUGGAUAAUCCAGAAGCGAGUGUUGGAUAAGUGAGACUCUACUGUAUAUAUUUUUUGAAUUCAGGAUGUUUCUGUUUGCAUAAUAAGAUAUCUUGGAAAUGGGAUCUGAGUCUAAAGAUGAAGUUCAUUUAUGUUCUAUAUACACCUUGUACACAAAGCCUGAAAAUGAAUUUAGCAUUUUAAAAUAAUUUAAUAUGUGUGUGCAUGAAACAAAGGCUCAUGAGCCAUCAGAUAGCAAGGGUAUCACGAUCUCUUUUUUGACACUUAUCAUUUUUCUGUUCCAAACACUAAAAUAUAUGAGUUUUGCAAUACAUUUUAGGCUGCUUCCACAUAGAAACUAUAAUGCAGUUUGGAAGUAGAUUAAAAUGAACCGGUUUCACUUUGCAGUGCCUAUGCAAAUAUCCCAGGAACUGGUUUGGGGCUGGGAUGGUGGCCAUAGUAUUCACUGAUUGUGGAGGAAAUACAUGUUUAUCCCCUUAACCAGUUCAUUUGGGAUCAGCCUGAAAAUGUGAUAGGGCACAGGAAAUGAAUAGCUUUCACAGAAAGCAAGAGUUUCAGUCAGUUGUAUUUUGGGGUAUGAUAAAGUGCAUCAGUGCUAGGGCUGUCCUGACAAGCGCUCCACAUUUUUCAGUCUCGGAUUCAGGCCCUGCACAGGAUAUAUUCCAAUCAGUUGCAAUGGAUUUUCUGGCUUAAUGUGUGCUGUAUGUUUUGGAGUGUAUGUUUUGUGGGCAAGCCAACUGUAAGCUGGCUUCAAGUUGCAUCAUAUGGCAUGUGUAGAUGCAGCCUUAAUUGCAAAUAGCUUAAGCUUUAUACCAAGCUUAGACACAUUGUAUCUAUAAAUUAUAACUUUUAAAAAUGUUAGACGAUGAUACCUGAUGACCUUAGAUUCUGCAUAUCGAAUAAUGGGAUUCCAAAUAGUAAUUCACCUUACUUACACUUGGCUUGAAUUUAUUCUGAGACAUAUUUUAAUUUAUUGUUAUUUUGUUAAGAGAAUUAGUAACCCCCCCCCCCACCAAGAUAUGUUUAUAAUUAAUUUAAAAACAAAUGCGGAGUUGAUAACCUGUGACCCAUCUGCUAUUGUUAGACUAAAAUUCUCAGGUUCCAUGGUCCUUGUUCUUAUUAGUUGGAUCAGAUGGAAAUCUGAAUCUGGGAAGAAAUAGAGGACCAUAUGUUCUCAGUGUAAUGGUUUAUUAAAUCAAAGUUAUAGAAGAGUAUAACUUAUCAUUAUACAGUUGGCCCAUUGCAUUUUUUGGGGAGUGGUUCCAAGACACCCAUACUCCCUACAGAUUCCAAGAACACAGAUGCUCAAAUACCUUAUAUAGAGAGUGCUUAAGUGAGCAAAGAGCUGAGGUGUCCACCUUGCAAUCCAUUCUAUUGCUUUCCAUCCUCACCUUGAUGACAACUGCUACACAUGCACACAUGAACUCCAGCCUCCCCAAUCCACCCUGACAACCAGUUCCUUCUCACAUACUCUCUUUCCUGCUAACAUAUCCUGCUAACAUUGCAUCAGAUAACUGAGAAGAGAGAAAAAAAAUUAAUUUGGUGCUGAGACAAUGAUACUAUUUGAGCUAUAUGGCCCACACUGGAGAAAGCAUUCUAAAGCCAGAGAGUUACAACUGAAAAGUUCUUCUUAAUUCAGUAACUGUCCUCCUUGUGAUGUUCUGUAUUCAUAUAGGCCCCUUCUACACUGCCCAAUAUUCCAGGAUCUGAUUCCAGAUUAUAUAGCAGCAGAGACUCAUAUAAUCUAGUUCAAAGCAAAUAAUUUGGGAAGAGAUCUCGGGAUAUAGGGCACUGUAGAUCCAGCUCCAUAGUGUCUUGUUGCAUUUGUUAGAUAAAGUAAAUAUAAAUACGUAUCCGCAGAGCUUUCCUGCAGGAAACUAUGGGGUGAUGAUACUUGAGGCUGGAAAGCCACCAAGGACUAGGUGUGAAUUGAUCUUAGGAUUCUAGGCUGAUUCCAGUUUCCAUUAGCACUAAAAAUGUAUGAGCAAAACAGUUGUUCAGGAUCAUGGACAUAGAACUGAGAGGCAAGAUACCAUCAAGCUUUGGCAGCUGAUGGCUUUCAUGAUAGUGGAUUAGUGAACACAUGGCAAGAUUUAGAUGGGGUGUCAAAUGGGCUAUCCAAGAUGCUGAAUUUAUUUUGGAAAAAAAUUCAACACCUGGCAUAGCUAAAACUUGGAAAAGAUUCCCCAUCCGAAAUGGAUCUCUCUAUGAGAACUGUUUUCAUCUUGAUUCUUUCUUGUUGCAUCCAUGGUGUAGAAGGCUGACUUUUUUUCUAUCUCCAUGAUUCUAACCAAGGACAAGAAAUUGAUUGGGGGAUGGCAUGAUUUUGCCCCAUUUAUCAUGCUAAUGGAUUCUCCUUAAAGGUAAAUAUUUUUCCGAGCAGUCAUUUUCAGGUAUUCUAGUAGUCCAUAUCAAAUUUCACCCAAAUUGAUCACUCCAGUUUGAUUCCACUCAUGGUUCACCUGCUGCUUUUCCUCCUGUUAUCAAGAAUCAGGAGGUAUCUGCUCCAGAGGAUAAGCACACAGAUUGCCAGUGUAUGUGCUUCAUCAAAGUGUUCCAUCAGCAUAACUACCCAUUGUGUUUACUGGACUUCUUCCUUUGUAUAAACUGGACCGAGCAAUUAAUCCCAUCACAGACUAUUUUGCAUAUCGUAGCACUGCAUUCCAGAGGUCCCCUCCGGGGCAGACUUUUUAACAGACGCAUGCUUCAAAUUAACAAAUAACAGCUCCUUUAAUUUCCUGCUGCCAUGAGGACCAAUCACCGGACUGCCUCAUAGAUCCAGCAACCAAUGACAGCCCGGAUCCUAGCUGGGGCAGCUUUCAGCCAAUCAGAGGCUGGCACGGGUGUUUUGAAUAGCUAUCAAAAGUGUAUAAAUAUGUUCUGUAUUUUGCAUUGAGUUAUGUCGGAUCUUUGAGAGAGCAGACUCUGACAUCUUGUCAGGCCUGAAAGAAAUAAACCUCUGUUCCUGUUGCCUUCAAA